CUGGCCGUAAACCGAAGACCCAACAAUCGACUAUAUCUGAUGGGUCUCCAGAUCUAGGUAUAAAGAAGAAACCUAGAGAAGGCAAAGGAAAUACAACAUAUUUAUGGGAGUUUCUUCUGGACCUUCUCCAGGACAAAAAUACCUGUCCUCGAUAUAUUAAAUGGACUCAGCGAGAGAAGGGAAUCUUUAAACUUGUGGACUCAAAAGCUGUUUCCAAACUAUGGGGAAAACACAAAAACAAACCUGACAUGAACUAUGAGACUAUGGGAAGGGCUCUGAGAUACUACUAUCAAAGAGGAAUCCUUGCAAAAGUUGAGGGACAGAGGCUUGUAUAUCAGUUUAAGGAGAUGCCAAAAAAUAUCGUUGUCAUAGAUGAUGACAAAAGCGAGUCCUGCAAUGAAGAUUUGUCAAUGCCUACAGAUGAAAAGUCUUUGGAAGAAAAAAAAAAAAGAGUGUCUUUAUCUGCAGAAAACCUUUUAAAAGCAGCAACCUCUGCACGUGGAGGAAAAAAUUCCACUCAGUUAAGCUGUUCCAGAACAGAAAAAGCAGUCACCAGAGUUGUGAAUAUUGCCUCACCAGUGCAUGAUACAUCAUCAUCUCGUCCCUCAACUACCACUACUACUGUCCCAGCAACGACAGCUCCCAGGACUGUACGUGUGGCAAUGCAAGUGCCUGUUGUAAUGACCUCUCUGGGACAGAAAAUCUCAACCGUGGCAGUGCAGUCAGUAAACGCAGGCUCACCGUUAAUAACCAACACAAGUCCAACAACAGCCACAACUCCAAAGGUAGUAAUCCAGACAAUCCCUACCGUGAUGCCAACCUCUGCUGAAAAUGGAGAGAAAAUCACAAUGCAGCCUGCCAAAAUCAUUACAAUCCCUGCCACGCAACUUACGCAGUGUCAGUUACAAACAAAAACGGGCCUGUCUGGGUCCGGAAGUAUUAACAUCGUGGGAACCCCGUUGGCUGUUAGAGCACUAACCCCAGUGUCUAUAGCUCAUGGGACACCAGUAAUGAGACUAUCGGUGCCUGCUCAGCAGGCGUCCGGCCAGACUCCUCCCAGGGUGAUUAGUGCAGUUAUAAAAAGUCCAGAAGUUAAAUCAGACACAGUGGCUUUAAAACAGGAACGUGAAGUGAAAACACUGCAGCUGGUAAAAGAAGAGAAGCCGGCAGACGGAAGCAAGACUGUGACCCAUGUAGUAGUAGUUAGCACACCCUCAGCUAUUGCUCUUCCUGUAACAAUGAAAACAGAAGGAAUCAUAACGUGUGAGAAAUGAAGAAUAGGUUGCUUCCAGCAUGGACUUCUAGACUGUUACGGUUUUGAAUAUACUGACAUAAUUGGGGGAGGGAAGUGGAUGCACUCACCAAGUCGAAAAGGAGAGUUUUGAAAUGUUAAUAAACAUGCAUAUGUUGAAGACUUACUGGGAAAAAAAAAUUAUUUUCCCGUGUUUCAGUGGGAGUUGAACCACAUUGAUAUGCUGACAAAAACUGCCUCUUCCAGUUGGGAAACAGCUGAACCUAUGGAGAAGGAAAGAGAGGGACUGAAAAGGGACCAAACAGUUCACUACGUUACCUGUCACCAAGUUACACUAAGACCUGGAACACUAAAAGAGAGUUAUGUGAGAGGUUUGCCUUGGUUUUUAGUUUUCAGGGGGAGAGGCAAGUCUCGUUGUUACAAAUGGCAAAUUUGAUGCAUGUUAUAUGCAUACCAGCAAUUACUACUGUGCGCCCACAGUACUCAACUGGUGCUAUGUGAAAAACUCUGCUACUAGGUAUUGUAGAAUGUGAAAUAAAGGAGAAGAUUAAAGAGCUUCUAAAAGAAGACAGAGACCUAGAGGGAUUUUUGUAUCAUACAGCUUAAGGAGAUUCAAAAUGAAAGCCUUAGACUGAUUUUCAGUUAUCUUUCUUGAAAUAAGCUAAUGGCUUGUUUGUGUAAAGCUUUUUUUAUUAAAACAAAUUUUUUAAAAAUCUUGUACCUAGCACAGUAUUGUUAUAGAAUUACAUGUAACAUAUUUUGUAUGGUAGUUAAAAGUCUGUCUAAAUUUCUUAAUUGUGGACAAAAUAACAGCAGGCUUUCUGCCUUCUGCUGUAACAUGCCUGUGUCUCUCACUUAGCCUUGACAUCCGUGCAUACAUUUCAGUUUCAGCUCUACUCUGUCACUUGAAAGGUCACGCCCAGCAUGAGCUUUUGUCAGGUAGUUCUAAACCUGUAAAUUUUUUUUAGUUGAAGUUAAGAGGGAAGUACCAGUGUUCAGAAUGAACUAUAAUAGUUUGUAUAUUCAACAUUUGAAGUAUAUUCUAUUUUGUUGUACUCUUGUUUCAAAGUGUAUUCAAGUAGGUUUUACUGAAAUAUAGAAACGAAAUUUAA
This is a messenger RNA of Phaethon lepturus (White-tailed tropicbird), 2364 nucleotides long. It is a transcript of the gene ELF2, whose product is annotated as E74-like factor 2 (ets domain transcription factor). Gene Ontology annotation, cellular component: nucleus. Gene Ontology annotation, molecular function: sequence-specific DNA binding; DNA-binding transcription factor activity, RNA polymerase II-specific. Gene Ontology annotation, biological process: regulation of transcription by RNA polymerase II; cell differentiation. Lineage: Eukaryota; Metazoa; Chordata; Aves; Phaethontiformes; Phaethontidae. The record is from RefSeq and is a predicted model, not a curated record.